GGGGUGCACUGGAUGCCCUUAGUCCCUGGGCACAGGGCAGGCUGCAGCAGAGGAGGCUGGGCAGAGAGAGCCAGGAGUUAGGUCCUGCAGCUGUUGGAGCCAUGGACACAGAGGGCCCCAGCCCCCUCGCCUUCCUCACAGCUCCAGCCACGCCGGGGAGGCUCUCAGAGGCCGUUGACCCCAUCCCCGUGCUCAUUGCCCUGGCCUGCAUCUUCCUUCUGCUGGCCACCUGUCUGCUCUUCAUGACCCUCUGCAAGCCCCGCGCCCUGGACCCGAGCCGCCGCCGGGCCCGCGAGUGCAUGCCCCACCACCCGGGGAGCCCCAGCGAGCCGCAGCUCCGCCUCUGGAAGCGGCUGGGCUCGCUGCGCCGCUCCCUGCCCAGCUUCCGCCGCGGCCGGCCUGCCCCCCGGCGCCCCCUGCCGGGCAGAGAGGACAACCACGACUGCGACUGCACGGAAUCUACCAAGAUGUGACAGGGGUGUCCUCCUAUUCCAUCCACAGACCCUCUUGCCUCGGGCGGAACCAGUCACCUCCGGCUGCAAGAGGACAGUGGCCCAAACAACCUGGGCCACGUGCCCACACUGUCAGCGGUACCCUGUGCACUCAGGCCCGUGGCCUUUCCCAGGGAUCGUCCCCGGAAGAAUGCCUUCCUUCCUGCUGCCACUUCAGCUGCUGCCGGUUGGAAGGCUCCUGGACCAGGGACUGAGCACCUGCAACCAUCUUGACCCUUGGCCCAAAGCUUUCAAUGGUACAAACCUGGGGCCCCCAAGGCCCUUCUCUGACAGCCGGGAACCAGCAAUCUCCAGGAAGCAACCCCCCUUCUUCCCAAGAGAAGCCCUGCCCACCCUCCAGGUGCCAAAGCCCAGCUCAGAUUCCAGUGCUAGUUGCUGAAUGGCCUAAGGUUCCCUGCAGCCAAGUGAAAUACUCAGCCAUGCUGGGGGCAAGGGAGUGUCCUGCCCUCUGUGCCAACUCAGUGCCUGAGGCAAAGGGGAACCCAGGGAAUUCCCUCCCCCGACUUCCUGGACCCUGCCUGCAUUUGCUUGUAAUCCAUGAGAGCAGUCAGCACCCCUGUGGUGGAUCAGAUGCUGGGUGCCUGCUAGGAGGAGGGGCAUUCUGGGGGCUCUCAACACACCUAGCCAAUCACAAUCUUGGCUGUCACCUUGGCACGUCCCCCCUCUCUCAGUGCACCUGAGCCAGGAUGGAUGAGGACGGGGCUGGGAAUGACUCAAGAAGCUCCUUGCAGAGGCCGGGACCGGCGCUGUGUCAGAGUGGGAGGAGGCACUGUCAGCAGCUGGAGGUGACAUUAUCCGGGCUCUGAGAGCACUGCAGAGGCUCCAUGCCUCACCCAGGGAGGGAGGCAGGCUUCCUCCAGCUGGGAGGGUCCAGGCCUCUCCAGGACAGCUGUGGAACUUCAGGCCUCGACCACAUGAGGUGUGCUAUCAUAUUUUUGGUGAUCGCUUCAUUGACUGGCUCCUGUCAAAGCAAUCCCAACCCAGGCUGGGCUUCUCAGAUUCCCAAACCUUCAACCUCUCCUCGUAAGGCUGGGGCUAACCACUUUGGUUGGUCCCAAAUUUGGGGGGCUGGGCAGAGGGGUCUGAACUGCCCAGCUCCUGCCCCAGAGAGUCACCUGGCUAGAGUCACCUGCACCCCAUUAGGGACUGCUCCACAUAACCCUGCUACAAUCCACACAGCAGCCAGGAAUGUCUUCUCACAGGGUGAGCUCCGAUUCUGCCACUCCCCAGCUCCAGAAGCUACUGCUGGGUCAAGCCAGAGCUUCUUUGUCUGGUGCUCGGUGCCCACUGGGAGCUGACUGCAAAUGAUGCUUCUAGCCUCAUCCUGACCCAAGACUCCAGGCAAACUGAAAUAUCUGUCCACCCCAGGCUACAGCUCACUCGGCAUGCACGCCCUCCGUGAAGCCCUCUGUCUUCACCUGCAGCCUCCUCCUGCCUGAAAUCAAGGGAGGACAGGGACCACUUCCUUUGGGCAGUGUGGGUCACCCCUGUCAUGCCUGCUCCUUUCUACAAGCCUGGGAGGCUCCCAGAGAGCGAGACCAAGUCCAACCCCUCAUCUGCUUCACCGGCGACAGGCUCAGAGCUAUGGGGCCUGUGUUUACUGAGUGAAGGGUGGCCCUGUCUAGUCCUGGGCGCACCCCCUUCUUCCCUUGGAUGCCCCUGCACAGAAGCUGUCUCUCCCAGCAGGCCCAUAGUGCAUUCCUUUCAGGUCAGUUUGACAUCUGAGAGCAAGUCCACUUUGGCCAGAAACUUACUUCCAGGGCCUUGAGAAAUCACCAGAGCCUGAUUUUCUCCCUGAGAAAUGGGGAGACUCGGGGACUGACUUAUAUUACUCACAGGCUCUAGGAUCUCACUCUGAGUAGUCUAUAUAAAUAGAAACCAAGUCUUGGGGUUUAGAAAGCGAGGCAGGCCUCCUCCCACAGUGCAGUAACCUCUUCCUGGUUUUUCCCCUGUCACGUCUCCCUGAGACACCCCAGGCUGAAUUCUGCCUGGAGUUGGUCACCGUAUCACCCCCCCGGCCAGCAUACUCUGCCUGGCAUGUGGUGU
Cervus elaphus (red deer) is the source of this 2558-nucleotide messenger RNA. It is a transcript of the gene C15H10orf105, whose product is annotated as chromosome 15 C10orf105 homolog. The transcript is spliced from 2 exons. The record is from RefSeq and is a predicted model, not a curated record. Bases 102 to 473 code for a protein of 123 amino acids. Lineage: Eukaryota; Metazoa; Chordata; Mammalia; Artiodactyla; Cervidae.